AUGCAAUCUAAAAAUACACGCGUUGAAAACAAAAAUAUGUCUGACAAAGACACGUGGGGCUACGCCGUUUGUUUUGGUACUAUAAUAACAUUCAUCGCUGGACUAGGCCACAUUAACUCAUUCGGUCUUAUUUUCAAAGAUUUUAUUGAAGAAACAAAUUCUUCAGCCAAAUCUUUAACAACUGCUCAUGGAGUGUUUGCUAUAAUGCUUGCAAUUGGAGGUUUACUUUUAAACGUCCUCUAUAAGAAAUAUCCAAUGAGAUACGGAGGAUUUAUUGGUGCCAUCUUAUUCAUACUCGGUGCUUCUUCGACAAUAUUCAUACAAGAUUCAAGCCAGUUAUCAUUAACCUUUGGUGUACUUCAAGGGAUUGGAUUUGGCAUGAUGGUAUCAGUGUGCUAUUCUACUUUAAACUACUAUUUUGUUACGAAAAGGACAACUGUAAUGAGUUCGAUAAAGGCUUUGCAGGGAGUUAUUAUAAUGUGGUAUCCCCAGCUGUUAAAGAUAAUAUUAUAUGUUUAUGGAUUUAGAGGGACUUUGUUGAUACUAACAGGAGUAUCAUUACACAUGAUUCCAGGAAUGCUAACUAUGGUAACUGAAACAGAGAGCUCAAAGAACAAAAACCUAGCAAAGGACAGAGAUUUAGAAAUAUCUAACAAAGCUGAAACUGAAGAUCUAUUGGUGAAAAGAGAGAAAGACGGAUUGGAGACGAUUAAUAAAUUCAACCAAGUAAUCUGUGAGAUAUUAAACGUCUUAAACGUCAAAGUUCUAAAGGACCUCGUUUACUGUAACAUUUGUUUGGGACAAAGUUUCGUUAACUUUUCCGAUCUGACUUUCUUUAUAUUUCAACCGAUGCUCUUGUUUCAAUAUGGUUUUGAUAAGAGCGAUGUAGCAACAUGCAUUUCAAUAGGAGCAGGUGCUGACGUCACGGCAAGAUUUGCAUUGGCCUUUUUUAGUGGUCUAUAUCCAGUCAACACAAGAAACUUGUACUACGUGGCGACAGUUUUCACUUUCGUUGCUAGAAUUGUUAUAUUGCAAGUUACACAAUUCGUAUGGGUCGCAAUUAUUACUGGCAUUCUUGGAAUAUUAAGAGCAUUUCUGCACGUUUCCAGCCCUCUUGUAAUUUCGAACCAUGUCUCAAGACAGGAGUUUCCUGGAGCCUACGCAUUGUUUAUGCUCACAGCUGGUGCUAUUAACCUACUUUUAUCACCAUUUGUAGGUGCGCUGAAGGACUACUAUAAUAGCUACAUCCCAUCGUUUAUCGCUUUAUGUUUAUGUUGUUUACCGUGUAUAAUACUUUGGCCCUUAGAAUACAUUUUUUUAAAGAAAAUAGUCAAUGCAGAUUGA
Pieris macdunnoughi is the source of this 1344-nucleotide messenger RNA. The record is from the annotation of a GenBank genome assembly. NCBI's taxonomy places the organism in Eukaryota, Metazoa, Arthropoda, Insecta, Lepidoptera, Pieridae.